This is a messenger RNA of Pelodiscus sinensis (Chinese soft-shelled turtle), 2434 nucleotides long. RefSeq names its product protein-glutamine gamma-glutamyltransferase E-like. The record is from RefSeq and is a predicted model, not a curated record. Gene Ontology annotation, molecular function: protein-glutamine gamma-glutamyltransferase activity. NCBI's taxonomy places the organism in Eukaryota, Metazoa, Chordata, Testudines, Trionychidae. Gene Ontology annotation, biological process: peptide cross-linking.
AUUGGUUUGUACAGGAGAGACCUGCCCAAGAUCCUCUCUAUAAAUGGUGUUUCAAGCCCAGCUUCCAGGCUCAUCAUACAACACCAUAACUGAACAGAGUACCAGACAAGAGUGGCAGAAUAGCAAAAAACCAUGGCUGAUUUAAAAUUGACAAAUAUCAACUGGCAGCUAGAAGCAAAUGGGAGCGCACACCAUACCGAUGAAUACGCCAGCAAAGAACUCAUUGUGAGGAGAGGACAGCCCUUCUCCAUCAUGCUGAACUACAACAGAACACUGAAGCCUGAAGAGAGCUUAACAUUCACUGCAGAAACAGGACCAAAACCAUCACUGCAAGCUAAGACCCAGGCUGUAUUCAGCAUCUCCAGCACAGCAAGCAAUGGUACCUGGAGCGCAGUCCAACAAUCCACCGAGUCCAGCUCCGUCACCAUCUCUAUUUACUGUCCAGCCAAUGCUGCCAUCGGACGCUACAAACUGAGCGUGCAGCCUACCUCAGCCUCCCGUACACCUGUCGGAACUUUUGUUCUACUCUAUAACCCCUGGUCUCAAGGAGAUGAUGUGUUUAUGCCUAACAAUGCUGAACGCCAAGAGUACGUGAUGGAAGAGUUUGGGAUGGUUUUUACAGGCAACGCAAACCGCAUUAACAGUUCUGGUUGGAACUAUGGCCAGUUUCAAAAAGGCAUUCUGGAUAUUUGCCUCGCCUCGCUGGAUAAAAGCCUAAACUACCGUAGAGACCCUGCCACCGAUGUGUCUCGCAGAAAUGAUCCCAAGUACGUGGGCCGUGUGCUCAGUGCCAUGAUCAACAGUAAUGAUGAUAAUGGGGUAGUGAUGGGAAACUGGAGUGGAAAUUACAGUGGUGGAGCAAGUCCCAGCAGUUGGAACGGAAGCGUUGAAAUCCUGAGAAAGUGGAAGGCUGCGGGAUUUAAACCUGUCAAAUACGGACAAUGCUGGGUUUUUGCAUCAGUGCUGACCACAGUGCUCAGAUGUCUGGGGAUUCCUACUCGCAUGAUUUCAAAUUUCAACUCUGCCCACGAUACAGAUAAAAACCUGAGUGUGGAUGAAUAUUAUGAUGAAUCUGGAAAUCCUCUGAGAAUGGGAGGUGACAGCGUCUGGAAUUUCCAUGUCUGGAAUGAAAGCUGGUUUACCCGAAAGGACCUCGGAUCCUCCUACAACGGAUGGCAAAUUCUGGAUGCGACCCCCCAGGAGAGAAGCGCAGGAAUAUUCCAGUGUGGUCCUGCCUCACUUACGGCCAUCAAAGAAGGAGAUGUAGACCUGGACUAUGACGCUCCAUUUAUAUUUGCUGAGGUGAAUGCAGACCGGAUCACCUGGAGAUACAACCCCACAACUAGAGAGACAAAGCCUAUCUCCUCUGACACCAUGUCAAUUGGCAAGUUCACCAGCACCAAGGCAGUAGGCAGUUACGCCCGUGUAGAUGUCACUAAUGAUUACAAAUAUGAAGAAGGCUCUCAGAAGGAAAGAGAGGUGUAUCAAAAGGCUCGCACAAAACUGGGCCGAGUAUAUGGUUUUGCUGCCACAGCAGAGAGGCAUCCAGAAUUUGAUCAAAAGCCUGAUAUCUCAGGGACAUUCAAGGUAGAUGGAGCCUUAGAGAUUGGCAAAGAUGUCAGACUAAGCUUGGUUCUCAGAAAUUUGACCUCAGAGGCUAAAGAUAUAAAGGCAAAUAUGACUGCUUGGAGCAUCGUGUACACCAGGAAGCCAAUUCAUGAGGUGUGGAAGGACUCCUUAUCAGCUACUCUUGCUUCUGAAGAAGAGAAACGGUUUCCCAUUAAGAUCGCGUAUGCCGAGUACCAGCAACAUUUAACUAGCGACAACAUGCUGCGAGUGACUGCUCUGUGUCAAGUAGAAGGUGGGAUUGAAGUGGUGGUGGAAAGGAACAUUGUUCUGGAGAACCCUCAGCUUGUCAUGCAGGUGGUCGGUGAUGCCAAGGUGAAUGAACCAGUGAAUGUGGAAGUGAUAUUUACCAAUCCUCUCGACCAAGAGGUGAAAGACUGCACCCUGCAGGCAGAAGGCAGCGACCUGCUCAAAGAAAAGCUCAAGAUAGAAAUGCCCCCACUAAAGCCCAAGCAGAGCUCCAAAGUGCCGUUUGAGAUCUUUCCCACCAAGACUGGAACCAAGCAGCUGCUCGUUAAUUUCUCCAGUGACAAGUUUCCGGAUGUCAAAGCCUUUGAGACCAUAAAUGUGGCCAACUGAUUGUAAGAUGUGCAGUGGUCAGUUUGGUUGUGUAAUCUUGAGAGAAAUCAUGCAAGAAAGCUCCUAUCUUCUAUGAACAAUUAUUAACCAAUUUACUUCUGCAAUAGAAACAAAAACCAUAUCCUAACAGAAAAUGUUACAUAGUUAUACAUUUGAAUAUGCAAUGAAGCAGAGAUUCUUCACAUAGUAGUGUAAAUGUUCAUAUUUUAAAUAUACUGUCUGAACAUCU